UGUAGGACAGGUUGUGUUAGGUAGGGCCGUUCAAUUUUUUUGGAUUGCUACCUGUGGAUUAAACGUUAAGGAUGGAGUCUCGCUUUGCUUUCCUGCACCAGCGGGACACCAGUGUCUCUAUGCUGAGGGUGAAGAUGUCCCGCAGGCGCUCCCAGUCCCAGAAGGAGAACCGCACAAAGGUUCACAACCUUCGCAGGCAGCUGGAAGACUUGCAAGAGCAGGAUAUGUCCAUGCUGGAGAAGUCCAUUGCAGUACAUGAAGAGAAGGUGGCUAAAACCAAAGCACUGAAACCAGUAGAGGUUAACAGUGCUGUAGAAGAGAGGAAAAAGAUGCUUGCUCGGUACAAGGAAGCCAAGGAACUCCAGAAGGAGAAAGAGCGGCGGGAGAAGGAGAAGAAAGGCGUGUUUAAAUGUGGCCUCUACCAGCACACGCAGCCUGCAUUUUCCAACUCACAAGCCCCCAGUAAAGCAAAGAACCCUGAGCCAGUGCUGACCACUCGGGUCACUCGAUCUAUGAAGCAACCACAGCAGACUCCUCUGCAGCCACUGCAACAGAAGAUUGCAACUCAGAAGUCUGCACCAAAGAAAGAGCCAGUGGUCAGGAGGCCUCUCAGCACCAGGGGACAGACGAGGGUUCCUCCAGUUGCAGCGACGACCGCCGUGACCAAGCCUAAAGCCGCAGCAGCAGAAUCUGUCACAAGAUCCACCAGACCAACAAGGGCAGCAGCAGCAGCCAAGCCUACAUCAGAUUUAAAAACUAGAAGCAAUUCCAAAACAAGAUCCACGGUGAAGCAGCAGAAAGUGCCAUCUGCCGGUCAGGAGACAGAGCCGAAAGAAGACCCAAAAGAAAUGUUACAGAGUAAUGAGAAAAAGGAAGAGGAGAGCUGUCCUGUGGACCCACCUGCACCACAGUCAGAGACCGCCCCAGAGAAGGACCCUGUCCAGACGGAGGCCGAGGCCGAGGCUCCCUCCUCCUUUGCCCCCGAGGGCUUUGUGUUCCAGGCCCCCGUAGGCCUCCUGAUGCUCCAGCCUGCCCCACCGUCCCCCGGCUCAGCCAGCGCCAUCACUGCCCCCAGCUUUGAAGCCCAACAGGAGGCCGAUGUGCCCAUGGACCCUCCUUCUGCUCCCUCUUCUCCUCCUCCCGCUUCAUCUCCUUCUCCUCCUCCUGCUGCUCCCUCUUCUCCUCCCAGCAUCCUGGCCUCGUCCAUCCCACCUGUUUGCUCUGCCUCACCACCUCCUGUCUCCUCCUCCUCCUCCUCCUCCUCACCUCCCUGCUCUGAUGCUGCUGCUACUGCUGCAGCAACAGCAGCAGCUGACUGUGGGUCUGCAGCGCCUCCUUCUGACCAGCAGGAGGAACAGCAUGAUGUCCCCUACUUCAGGGCUGUGAUGGUCAGUGAGACUCAGAGGUUAACGGAAUUCUCCGAGCAAUGGCAAGUGCACUUUGAGGACUCCUCCAUCCCAGAAGAAAUGAGAGACCGCAUGCGGACAGCGGUGGGACAGGCCCGGCUCCUGAUGAAGGAGCGCUUCGGUCAGUUCAGCGGGCUGGUGGACGACUGCGAGUUUGGCCGCGGCGAGAAAGUCACCACCUGCACCGACCUCCAGGGAUUCUGGGACAUGGUGUACUACCAGGUGGAGGACGUUGACCGCAAGUUCAAAGCUUUGAAGGAGGCAGAGGGACGGGGCUGGACAGAGGAGAGCAAGCCAGCACCACGGCAGAGGAAGGUUGUUAAGAAACCCCCUACAGCAGGUGCUGCUAGCAGGCCUGCUACAGGUGCUGCAGGUAACACAGCAGCCAAGGGUCGCCUCGCUGCCAUCAAAGCAGCCAUGAAGGCCAAGCAGCAGCAGGCCGAGGCAGAGAAGGCAGCGCAGGCUGCGGCCAGUGUUCCGGACAGCACCCCUGCCGCGGGAACCCCGUCUAAACUUAAGCCCGCAGACAUCGUGGUGUUCAAUGGAGGCUUCUUCCAGGUCGAGAGCCCACUGAAGACCGCUGGAACACCCAGGCCAUCCCGGGUGAGCGCGACCCCCACGGCCUCCCCACUCAUGACCCCCAGUAGGCACCGGCGCUCCGCCCUCCCCGCCCACGCCUCUCCUUUCGCCCGCGCAACCCCCGUCACCACCCCGGCACGUCUGCCCAACCCGUCCCCGGCCCGCACCCCUCAGCCCAGCAUCCCUCCAGCCUCCUCCUCCGCUUCCUCCUCCUCUCACAGUGCGGACCCCACCAGCAUGGCCCUGAGCUUCUCCCCGGAGCGCUCGUGUCCUGCCGCCCUGUCCCGACUCAGCCCCCAGGCCCCGGACGCAGACCGAUCCCCUCGCUCGACGUCAGAAGUGGCCCCCAGCCCCCACCCCAGCCUGCUGGUCUCCUCCCCCGCCGCAGAGCAGCGUCUCCCCACAGUCGAGUGCCAUGCCAGCCCAGCAGGAGCUGUGAGCGUUCUGGCAGAUGUUGACAUGAGUGCGACUCCGGAGACGUCAUGCACUGAGACACCGGAUGUUCUUGGGCUGGACUUUGAGCGCUACCUCCAGCCCACCGCGCGGGUGAGCUUGUCUCCUAGCGCCCCCUCAGAGACCUUCUCCCCCAUGGCGGUGGACGCCGAGAUGGAGAGCCCAGAGGUGGAGAGGCCGGACGCUCUAGUGCAGACCCCAACCGCACUGCCAAGGAUGUCCCCACUGUUCACCCCACAGAUGGAACAGUCAGAUGAGUCAAACCUGUUACUCUUCACCCCUGUUGAGUUGAAGAACAGCGUGCCUCGGGCAUUGUGUGAGGAUGACCUGAUGUGCUUUACCCCACCAUCCCACAACUAGCGACAAAAGAAAAAUAUGUUUUUUUAUAUAAAUAUACUUUUUUUUUUUUUUUUUUACUUCAUUGUUAUUUGACUGGUUUAAAUAAACUCUUAGGUUUCUCCCGUGA
Molecule: messenger RNA, 2904 nt
Organism: Sardina pilchardus (European sardine)
Lineage: Eukaryota; Metazoa; Chordata; Actinopteri; Clupeiformes; Clupeidae
Gene: dlgap5
Product: discs, large (Drosophila) homolog-associated protein 5
Exons: 19
Coding region: 72-2798 (908 amino acids)
Biological process (GO): kinetochore assembly; chromosome segregation; regulation of mitotic cell cycle
Cellular component (GO): spindle pole centrosome; nucleus; cytoplasm
Molecular function (GO): microtubule binding
Source: RefSeq, a predicted model, not a curated record